GGUAGUUGCAAUUGAGAGUUCGACCCGCGAGGUUAAUGCUACCAGCGCAACUACUACCAACCGCAUGAUGAGGCACUCCAGAAACCGAUCGUGGACUCUGACCCUGCUGGCGCUGGGCGUGGUCCUGUCCACUUCAGCCCAGGAUGUGACCCCGUCGAACCGGAUUGCUGGGCCGGGUGAGCCGCUCUACUACCUGAUGGCGGAUGCGGGUCCUUUGGUGACCCCGAACGAGGCUCUCAAGCGCACGAACCGCUCGCUGCUCAAGUGGUGGGAUGAUCUCUUCCCCCGGAACAACAACUGCUGCAACAACAACAAUAACAACAACAAUCUGGUGUAUCCACCAGCUCCGCUGCUGCCCGCGCCCGCUGCGCCCAACAACUGCAACGGCCUGCAGCUGCAGGAUCUGGAUCCCUUCAAGCAGAUGAAACUCUUCAAGAAGCUACCCGAACUGUUUCCCACAGCCACACCCUGUGGCCAGUGCGGCGGCGGUUGUGGCCAGAACAACUAUGUGGCACCGGCGCCACAGAGUCCUUCCUACGGCGGUGAUGGCUACGGAGUCCCGCCCAGCGGUGGUUACACGAAGCCCAAUCCAGAGUACGACGGUCCCGGCGAUGGCGAUGCGGGCUAUGUAGCGCCAGCAGCUCCUGCCUACGAAGCUCCUGCACCACCAGCUCCUGCUUACGAAGCUCCAGCAGCACCAGCUCCUGCCUACGAAGCUCCUGCGCCUGCAGCUCCUGCGUAUGAAACUCCGGCACCACCUGCUCCAGCCUACGAAGCGCCUGCAGCUGAUUACAACGCUCCCGCUGCCCCAGCUCCACCCUAUGAGCCACCAGCACCCAGCUACUCCCCACCGGAGGCCACACCCGAAGUCUAUGGCAAGGGACAGGUGUACAGCCAGCCCGCGCAGCCAAGUUACGUUGGAGCACCACCGGCACAGAUCGUUUACCAACCCAUCAUCUACCUCACCACUCCACUGGCAUCGAAGUCGUACACCAAGGCGGAGUAUGAUGAUCAGAAAUAUGCCACUCCAGUAGCACCACCACCACCACCGCAAGCAGCUCCCGUUUACGAAGCGCCAUCGCAGAGUUGCUACCAACCGGCGGCACCACCUGCUUCAAACUAUGCCACGCCCACGUGCCAAACGCCCAUCCGCCUCUCACUCAUAGACCAGCCGUAUCGAGUGGCUCCGGAACUGUUCGAGGAAUACAACUACCGCCUGGCCCUGGGCUCCCAGAAUCUUUUGUAGUUAUCUAAACGCUGAUGCUUGACCAAUCUGUAAAUAAAAGUCUUCUAAUGA
This is a messenger RNA of Drosophila teissieri, 1297 nucleotides long. Its product is annotated as proline-rich extensin-like protein EPR1. Lineage: Eukaryota; Metazoa; Arthropoda; Insecta; Diptera; Drosophilidae. The transcript has a single exon. The record is from RefSeq and is a predicted model, not a curated record. Bases 65 to 1246 code for a protein of 393 amino acids.